GCACGAUGCCGCGCAGGAAUGUGAAAGGCGCGCGCUCGCCGCCAUUUUCUCUCUUUCUUGGCAGGCGGCGGCAGCGGCCGGAGCGGUGCCGGGGCGGCCAUGGCGGACUAUUCCACGGUGCCCCCACCUGCCGCGGGCGCGCCAGGGGGAGGCGGCGGCGGGGCUGGAGGAGUGAACGAUGCCUUUAAAGACGCGCUGCAGAGGGCUAGGCAGAUUGCAGCGAAGAUUGGAGGAGAUGCUGGCACAUCAAUGAAUUCAAACGACUACGGUUAUGGAGGGCAGAAAAGACCUCUUGAGGAUGGAGAUCAACCAGAUGCUAAGAAAGUUGCUCCCCAGAAUGACUCUUUUGGAAAUCAGCUACCACCGAUGCAUCAGCAACAAAGGUCUGUGAUGACAGAGGAGUACAAAGUUCCAGAUGGGAUGGUUGGAUUCAUAAUUGGCAGAGGCGGAGAGCAGAUCUCGCGCAUCCAGCAAGAGUCUGGCUGYAAAAUACAGAUUGCACCCGAUAGUGGAGGCCUGCCUGAAAGAUCAUGUAUGCUAACUGGAACGCCAGAAUCUGUUCAAUCAGCAAAAAGAUUACUUGAUCAGAUAGUUGAAAAGGGAAGACCUGCACCUGGCUUUCAUCAUGGUGAUGGACCUGGAAAUGCCGUCCAAGAAAUUAUGAUCCCAGCAAGCAAAGCAGGAUUAGUUAUUGGGAAAGGUGGAGAGACAAUUAAACAAUUACAGGAGCGAGCAGGUGUCAAAAUGGUCAUGAUUCAAGAUGGUCCUCAAAACACUGGUGCAGACAAGCCCCUUAGGAUAACUGGAGACCCUUAUAAAGUUCAACAAGCCAAGGAAAUGGUGCUGGAGUUAAUUCGUGAUCAAGGUGGCUUUAGAGAGGUGCGCAACGAAUAUGGGUCAAGAAUAGGAGGAAAUGAAGGGAUAGACGUUCCAAUACCACGAUUUGCUGUAGGUAUUGUAAUUGGAAGAAAUGGAGAGAUGAUAAAAAAGAUCCAGAAUGAUGCUGGUGUUAGGAUCCAGUUUAAGCCAGAUGAUGGAACAACUCCAGAUAGAAUAGCCCAGAUCACAGGGCCUCCUGACAGAUGUCAGCAUGCUGCAGAAAUUAUUACAGAUCUCCUUCGAAGUGUUCAGGCUGGUAACCCUGGUGGACCAGGGCCUGGUGGUCGAGGAAGGGGUAGAGGCCAAGGCAACUGGAACAUGGGGCCUCCUGGUGGAUUACAGGAAUUCAAUUUUAUUGUCCCUACUGGCAAAACUGGAUUAAUCAUUGGAAAAGGUGGUGAAACUAUUAAAAGUAUAAGCCAGCAGUCUGGUGCUAGAAUAGAACUUCAAAGAAAUCCUCCACCUAAUGCGGAUCCAAACAUGAAGAUGUUUACUAUCCGUGGAACACCCCAGCAAAUAGAUUAUGCACGACAACUUAUAGAAGAAAAGAUUGGAGGUCCAGUGAAUCCAUUGGGUCCUCCUGUUCCCCACGGACCCCAUGGUGUUGUUCCUGGCCCACAUGGACCUCCUGGRCCACCGGGUCCUGGUGCUCCCAUGGGACCAUAUAAUCCAGCUCCUUAUAAUCCAGGCCCUCCUGGUCCUGCACCUCAUGGUCCUCCAGCUCCCUAUGCUCCACAGGGAUGGGGAAAUGCUUAUCCACACUGGCAGCCACCAAACCCACCAGAUCCAGGUAAGCCAGGAACAGAUCCUAAUUCAGCAGCGUGGGCAGCUUAUUAUGCUCACUAUUAUCAGCAGCAAGCACAGCCACCACCUGCAGCACCUCCUGGUGGACCAGCUACAACCCAAACUAAUGGACAAGGAGAUCAGCCAAAUCCAGCACCAGCAGGGCAGGUUGACUAUACCAAGGCCUGGGAGGAGUACUAUAAAAAAAUGGGUCAAGCUGUUCCUGCCCCUGCUGGGGCUCCUCCGGGCGGUCAGCCAGAUUACAGUGCAGCAUGGGCAGAGUACUACAGGCAGCAGGCAGCGUACUAUGCUCAGACAAGUCCACAGGGAAUGCCACAGCAUCCUCCAGCACCACAGUGCCUUCCCAGACCUUCCACCUUAGGUUCUGCUGCAAAAAAGCAACAGUGCUGAAGAUGCUGCAAGCACCAAAUCAUAGCUCAUAGAAUCAGGUCCUGAGAUAGUUACUACCAGUAAAGAGGAAUCCUUUGAGUGUAUGCCAUUGGUGAGCCGAUGAGCAUGGACCAUAGAAGGGCUCCAUGUAGAAGGUAAAAUUGGCAAAAGCAUAACAGAUUUGAAAUGUAUCCCAUACAUAAUGAUGUAGGGUAUAAUUUUUGUUUUGAUCACUUUUCAUUCUUUAAAGUAUUCUUUGUUUGACCAUAAAUGUUUCAUAAUCUGUUAAGUUUUUUAAACUGUGAUUUAAUAAUAUAAGCCAUCUAUUUUAGUUUAUAUUCUUCUAAACAGCCAAGCUAAUUUUUGAACUGAAUUAAUAGUUGUGCUUCAGUUUCUCAAGCCACUUAGUGUUUCAUCUGUAGUUUAACAUGUAACUUCAUUUUUGAUGUGAGAUGAGGGUAGGUGUGUACCAUUUGGAUUUUGAUACUGUGAAUUUAGUAUGGGGGUGAGUCAUCUGUUCACUUCCUUUUUACGUGGUACUUUUUUCUUCAACUGUUACUCCUAAAAUAUCUUGAACAGUCUUUCAAUUGUUAAUUUAGCCUGUGGGAGGAGAUAGAGAAGAAAAAGCCAUACAGUGUAUUGGGAUGUUGCUAGUCUGUGGAAGGUGAGAUGGUCUUGUGUGUAGCAUUUGACAUGUAUUGGCUUCCAGCUUUCUCACUGCUGGGCUUACAGGCAUGCUGGUUUGUGCAGAGCAUAGUGUUUUCAAAUGUCUCCUAACUCAUGGUUCCUGGGAGAAAGAUUAUUGGAGUUUUCCAGUAGCCAAGAAGAUAACAACUUCCUUAGAAAUGCAGUGAACUUGGCCAAAAGGUCUCUUGAAAUGUUUCCCCUUACCCCGCCCUUACCACUUAGUGUCCCACAAUGAAUGUGAARAGUAAGAAAAGUUUGAAAAGGAGGYUUAAUAUUCCAAGUAUGAAAAGUAUUUUCAUAUGAUUUCUGCAGCCUGUAGUUUAUUAGGAGAUGGAAUAAAUACCAGGUGGAUAUUCUUUAGUGUAGCUUAAUUAAAAGUCAUCUGUUUCACUUGUCCAGCAGACAGGAUCAUAAUUCAUUUGCACAGCCUAUCUUGAAGUAUUUCAUCUUUUUUCUAGUGGUAUUUUAUUGGAUAUGGUAGAAACUGUUUCUCCCUUCUUCUCUUCAAAAGUAAUUCUUAAGUUUUCCAUUGCAUGCUAAAAGCUUUUCCAUUUUUCUUUUUUUCUGGAAGUGGGGGGGAGGAAGGGAGGACUGGGCUUUUCAGAAAGCWUACAAUUGACAGGAUUCCCUCUUCCCUAGUAAUAGCUUAUGAAACUCUUGUGUAUGCACAAAUAUUUCUCUUGCGUGCAUGUGAAAUGCCUUUUCGUCCUGAGAAAAGUGUUCUCUGCAGAAACUACCCGUGUGUAAACAGAAGAUUGGCUUUAAAAGGCAACUGUGAUGGGAACAGUGUCUUAGGGAGAUGCAGCUUGGACUUGAGGUAAAUUGAAUGCUUUACAAAAAUGUGGUUUUGAGCUUGCAUUGACAUUGUAUGUAAUAUGGGUACACAUAAACUGUAUAAUGGUUUUUGUAUGGUUUUUCUCAAUAAAUGUAAACUGAUGAAUAAUAAUAGCAAUGGUUUUGUCUUUUUU
Molecule: messenger RNA, 3707 nt
Organism: Malurus melanocephalus (red-backed fairy wren)
Lineage: Eukaryota; Metazoa; Chordata; Aves; Passeriformes; Maluridae
Gene: FUBP1
Product: far upstream element binding protein 1
Exons: 21
Coding region: 100-2073 (657 amino acids)
Biological process (GO): regulation of DNA-templated transcription
Cellular component (GO): cytoplasm; nucleus
Molecular function (GO): mRNA binding
Source: RefSeq, a predicted model, not a curated record